CCAUCACUAACAUCUUCGUCUCUCUUUCUCUCCUAUACUCUCUCACCCAGUUCAUCCUUCUUCCAUCUCUCGUACCAAGGAAAAAUCUCUUCACUUUAAUUUUUGUAAGCCUGAAAGAUUCGAAAACUCCAGAAGAACAGCAUAGAUUACUAAGAACAACAGUUGAUUCCAUUUCUUUUAACUCGACAGCUCGAUGAUCUGCUCAGCGUAUACACCAAGUUGCACUUUUUACCAUUUUCAUGUCAACAAGCCCGCUUGUCGGAAACCGAGGUUUCGGGUCUGUUCAUCCACUUCUAGCGAGAGUGACAGGUUCAAAGUAGAGUACACUCCGUGGCUUAUCGUAGGGUUGGGUAAUCCAGGGAACAAGUAUCAUGGAACAAGACACAAUGUUGGUUUCGAGAUGAUUGAUAAGUUGGCUAGGAAAGAAGGUGUUUUGAUGAACACAAUACAGUCCAAAGCUCUGAUCGGAAUAGGUGCUAUAGAAGAGGUACCUAUCUUGUUGGCUAAACCCCAGACUUACAUGAACUUCAGCGGCGAAUCGGUUGGAUCUUUAGCUGCACACUAUCAAGUACCAUUGCGCCACAUUUUGCUCAUAUACGAUGAGAUGGCAUUACCAAAUGGGGUUUUGAGACUUCAACCAAAAGGAGGUCAAGGCUAUCACAACGGAGUAAAGAGUGUAAUGGGGAACUUGGACGGUCGUAGAAACUUUCCUAGACUAAGCAUAGGCAUUGGUCAUCCACCUGGAAACAUGGAUAUGAAAGCUUUCCUUCUUCAGAAGUUUAGUCCAUCGGAACGGAAACAGAUUGAUGAAGCACUCGAGCAAGGGAGUGAAGCAGUGAAGACUCUUGUCCUCUGUGGUUUCAGUGAAGGAAUCUCAAGAUUUAAUCUUGUCCAGAAGUAUAAAUUCCACAAAGUAUAAUUGAUAAAAAAAAAUGUAGCUAUGCGUAUUGGUUUAGCAUUUUCAAAUGACUUAUUCUUGGGUUCACCCCUAAAGUGAACCUAGAGGUUCA
Raphanus sativus (radish) is the source of this 1010-nucleotide messenger RNA. Its product is annotated as chloroplastic group IIB intron splicing facilitator CRS2-B, chloroplastic. The transcript has 8 exons. Gene Ontology annotation, molecular function: peptidyl-tRNA hydrolase activity. The coding region runs from base 194 to 919 and encodes 241 amino acids. The record is from RefSeq and is a predicted model, not a curated record. NCBI's taxonomy places the organism in Eukaryota, Viridiplantae, Streptophyta, Magnoliopsida, Brassicales, Brassicaceae.